Messenger RNA from Eucalyptus grandis, 2004 nucleotides. Its product is annotated as disease resistance protein RPS5. The transcript has 3 exons. The record is from RefSeq and is a predicted model, not a curated record. NCBI's taxonomy places the organism in Eukaryota, Viridiplantae, Streptophyta, Magnoliopsida, Myrtales, Myrtaceae. Gene Ontology annotation, molecular function: ADP binding. The coding region runs from base 1 to 2004 and encodes 667 amino acids.
AUGGAGGAGGAGCGUGUGAGGAAACGAGCAGCGAAGUUGUCCAAACACUUAUCAAAGAAGAGUUUUGUACUGAUUCUUGACGACGUGUGGGAGCAUUUCAAACUCCAGGAUGUGGGAAUUCCCAAUAGAGCUGAUGGAUGCAAGCUUGUCUUAACAACUCGAUCUUCUAAAGUAUGUGCUCGAAUGGGUUGUAUAGAGAUUAAAAUUAGACCUUUAUGUGAAGAAGAAGCAUGGAACUUAUUUGUGGAGCAUCUUGGGUCUAAAGGGGUACUUGGUAUGAACAAAAUUGAAAAGGUUGCAAAGGCAAUCGUGGAGAAAUGUGCAGGUUUUCCACUUGCUAUCAUCGCAAUGGUAAGAAGCAUGAGGGGGGAGGAGAGAGGAUUUGUCUGGGAGGACACUUUGGAAAAGCUGAAGGACCCAAAUAAGGAUCAUACAGAAAUGGGAGAGAGGGUUUUGCCAGUACUUAGACAUAGCUACACACGCCUGUCUGACCCUCAACUUCAACAACGUUUCUUACGCCGUGCACUUUAUCCUGAAAAUGCAUUAAUUGGGAAAAUGGAGUUGAUUGAAUUUUCUAUUGAUGAGGGAUUGAUUGACGAACUGCAUGCUAGGGAGAAACAAUAUACGAGGGGUCUUAACAUAAUAAGCAAACUUCAAGAUGCUUUCUUGUUGGAAGUUUCUUAUAGGAUCAAGAUGCAUGAUUUGCUCAGAGAAAUGGCACUACACAUAAUGAGUACAACGUCUAUUAUACAAGUAAGCAUGAGUUCGCAAGGGAUGCCUGAUGAGGAACGUUGGACAAGAAAGUUGAAAUCCUUAAGGAAGUUGGAUGCCUUGGGAUGUAUAAAGCUGGAAGCAGUUGAAGAUGGUUGUGAGGAAAGAGAAGGGAUAACUGCAGCAGCAGCUAGGUCACCGCUUCCUGCUUUCCCCAGUCUAGAAACGAUUGAUGGGAAGUGUUGUGGCAACACGAAGAGGGUAGUCGAAUCUGAAUGGAUUCCCCAUUUCCCUAAUCUGAAGGAGAUUAAUGUAUGGGGAUGCAAGAAGAUGGUUGAGAUAGUAGGAUGGCCAUCCCCAUGUAUGGGGAUUAAUGAAUGGGAGAACGUGCAGGUGCUCUGUGGAGCAGCAGAUAAAUGGGAAGUAAUCAACGAGCAUUCCUACUCUCUCCUCUUCCCCUGUCUUAAGAAGCUAAAUAUCCAGAUAUCUCUGAAACUUAAGUAUCUGUUUGGCCACGGGUGUAAACUCUCCCUUCCAUGCCUGCGAGCGAUUGUCAUAGAUGAUUGUGAGGAAAUAGAAGGGAUAACUGCAGCGGCAGCUAGGUCACCGCCUCCUGCUUUCCCCAGUCUAGAAAAGAUCGAUGUGAAGUUUUGUGGCAACAUGAAGAGGGUAGUCGAAUCCGAGUGGCUUCUCCAUUUCCCUAGUCUGAAGGAGAUUAAUGUAUGGGGAUGCAAGAAGAUGGUUGAGAUAAUAGGACGGCCACCCCCAUGCAUGCCAGUGGAUACGGCCUUUUCUGUAGCGCAUCUUCAAGUGGAACGUUUCAACAUACAGAAGUUGCUUCUGCAGGAAUUGUUGCCGCAUCUUUGGAAUCUUCAACACAUCCAUGUAAAUGACUUCACAGGAAUGGAGGAAAUUGUAAGCAGAGGAAGUGCAAGCACUUCUGAGCACAUCCCCUCCUCCUCCUCUCCAUGUCCAUUUCGUUCUCUCCCACGGUUGGAGCACUUGCUUCUAGAGAACCUGCCCCACCUGAAGAGCAUAUGUGAAAGCACCAUAAGUUGCCCUUCAAUAAAACAGCUUCAUCUGUUGGGCUAUCCAAAACUGGAGAGAAUUUCUCUGCAACUGAAAGUAGUUUGUGUCGGCUAUUGCCUUCCGGAUAUUAUUUUGGAUCAUGAGAAACUGUGGGGUAUGCUGGAGUGGAACGAUCCCAAUCAGGCUCAAUCGUCUCUCAGCUAUGUAGAAGCAUAUAAUGUGUCUAAGAUUCGCAAGAAACAGUCCAAUAAUGGAGCUGUGUAA